Messenger RNA from Lodderomyces beijingensis, 4911 nucleotides. NCBI's taxonomy places the organism in Eukaryota, Fungi, Ascomycota, Pichiomycetes, Serinales, Debaryomycetaceae. The record is from the annotation of a GenBank genome assembly.
AUGAAGACAACCACAACGAGCUCAAGAAGAAGCUCCCUAACUUCGAUAUCAACAACAUAUACUUUUUCUCCAUCGACAGCUAAAAAAUCAAGAAGUUUGUCAACCGACGAUUUGGUAAAUGUAGAUUCAAAAUUUGCGAAAAAACCCACCAAGAAACGACUUGGGAACGGCGUGAACCACUGCGGCAGUUGCACGGACUUGCCCAGUGUGCCUUCAAACAACUCCACCUUCCAUCCCGCGAGUUUUGCUCCCAUUAGUAUCAAUAGCAUCAAUGGCAUCACAAGCCACAAUCAUGGUGGUGGCGGUGGAAGUGGUUUUGGCAGUAGCAGCGGCGAUUGCUCUUCAACCAACUCAUUUUACUCAAAUGAAGAGAUUUAUUAUUUUCCCAAUGGCGAAGUCUUUAGACCCAGAAUUUCACCCGUAAAGAGAAACAGACCUGGUAAAGUUGCCAUCGAUGAUGCCUUGGAGACAACAAUGGAUGAUAGAUUUUCAAUUACCACUGCUAAAGCUGCAACUGCUGCAACUGCUCCACCUAGACAACAACAACAACAACAACAAAAAACAAACUCACCUGCAUUUCACUCGGCUCCCCAGGCUCCCCAGGCUCCCCACGCUCCCCACGCUCUUGCUGGUCUUGAACCAAUCCCAAUCAGAUCAAAUUCAUCAUACGCUGCGAUUCCAAAAUCAGCAUCAUUGCAAAACAUGAAAUUGAUGAACAAACAGAAUUUGACCAAAAACAUUAGAGACAGCAAGGGAGAUAUCCUUACAAACAUCAUUGUCGAGGACCAAAGUAAGCUAUCAUACGAGACGUACAAGAGCAUAAACAGCAGCACCUCGAGCCUAAGAGGGGUGCCGAAAUACCAAUCUCAAAACAUCACCAAAUCAGAGCAGCACAAAUUACAGCAGGAGCCGUGCAAUUCUUCGUCUCUAUCGUCGACAAACUCACAAGCAUCGGACAACUUCAGCAACUCUGCAUCGAACUUGAACAGAUCUGCUAGUAACACGCCAACCACUUCAAUUAGCGAAGACCAGCAACCGCAACCUCGAUUACAAUCACAAGUACAGCAACUGCGGAACGACAAGACUUCCUUCCCAUCGAUUGGGAUUAUGCCUCGAAAAUCAUCCGAUAAUGUCUCGGAACAGGUUCUGGCACUGGAUCUUCAAAAAUUUGAUGCCAAAAAAUUGCCCAUUCCAGGCCAAUUUCCAGUAGCAGAGGGUCCCAGCCUAGCUGCAGGAAACGCUUUGGAAGAUAAUUUCUUGGGGAAUGUCGAUCUUAGCCUACCGGACUCUUCAAACAACUCCGCGUCUUCCUUGGAUGACAAUGAUCAACUUAAUCAUCAUCGUCAUCAUCAUCAUCAUCACACUCAUCACACGCAUGAAGUUGACACCACCGAUGACACGGUGCUUGGUGUGGCGGAUGAACACUUGGAGGAAACACUUAAAAAGAUAUCGGCAGGAUCUACCUCUCCCGUGGUUGGAUCCGCUGCGGGCACCGGUCACUCAAACACCACGGCGUCAGAGUUCACAGGGCUGAACUCACCAUUUUUCAAGCAAAUUUCGAGCGUAGACGCAUCAUAUAGAGGUGUUGUACAUGCGACACUGCCCAGCUCAAAGGAAAGAAGCAGCGAGUCCGUGGCUGCGAAACUGGUUACUUUGGAGAACAAACCUCAUUCAAGGUUCCCAUUCUUUAGUCUCUUUGGCAUCAAAGGCAAUAUCAAGGAGUCAGAUGACCACAUAGACCAAAAGCAGAAGGAGCAAUUGAACUCGUCGUCUGCCAACUCCAGCAAGGAGGAGAUAUUUGACACUCCCAUACAAUCACCCGAGUUGGAACAGUUUAAAGAACUCAAGGCGCAGGAGACCGAUUCGUCCGAAAAUGGAGAACUCAAGGAGGUGAAACUACCAAUAGUGCUGACUCCAAAGCUGCAACAAAAUACGCCACCGCCAACUAUGUUGGACUUGACUUCAGGGUCCGCUUAUCCAACUCCUCCAAAAACAAAUGCGAAUGGAACGACAUCUGCAGUGCUGCCACAUGCCGACCUGAGUUGUGAUGCCAACUAUUCACAGCCUGUGCUUUCAACCACCAAUGACAAAUCACGCGGCAAACUCAUUGGCAGAGAACGUCCUGCUAGCACUGGCUCGAGUGAUUUACAUGACGAAGGUGAAGGUAGUCCCUUACCGGAACCGAAUCUCGGCAUGGAUUCAUUUAUGGAAGGAAGCGGAGUCCAACCGUUGAUUCGCCCUUUGGAAUUGAAUGACACGCUUCCCCCUCCAGAGAGUGACUGUACGACCCACAACCAGCAGAACAGCAUAAAUAACAGCAGCAAUAUAACAAACGACUAUGGCUACGACAAUGCGGUGGAAGAAGAAAAAGAAGAGGGAGGAAGCAGUGAUACGGAUGAUCAGAUUGUCGCUUCAAACGACGAGCAUUCCAUACAGUACUUGAGAUCUCCCAACGCCUCAAAAGCAGAAACUCCGAGAAGCUCAAGAUAUUACGGCAUUGACGCCAACUCCGUGGUUCGAUUCAUGAAUGACACCCAAAGUGAAGUUCCUCCGAGAGCGGACGUGAGGAUCUUGAGCAACAAGCAGCUCCGCAAAUCUCACAGAGAUGUAUCUGAAAACUCGUCUGUGAGUGAUUUCUUUACCAGUUUGAAUGAACUUUCCGAGAACAAAGUAGAGAAACAAGCCGCAGCCGCAGCCAAAGCCGAAAUCGCUGACACGAAUGGCCUUGGCAGCGGAAUAAGUUUGAAUAAAAAAACCUUGCAGGCUGCAGCAGCCAUCCCUGAAACCGUUGAUGAACCACUGAUGUACAAGACCACGCAGUCGCCCAAAUUGAAUGUGGCCAAAUUGAGAAAUAGCAAACAUGACAGCCUCAAGAGACCGGUGCUGAUGCUUGUCGCUUCAUCUCCUUCUUCAAAAUUACCCGGUCCCUCUGCAGACGCCCCACCCGCAAGACUUUCUAUAGACGGACAUCGUGAUAGUAUGAGGCUAAGUCCCUCGAAGUCAUUCAAUUGUCCGCCCACAGUGUCAUUGAAAGAUUCGAAAGAAGACGGUGCUAGCCCUAUUCAAAAAGUCAAGUCCUUGCUUUUUCGCGGUGAGGGCGGAGCUCUACCUCAGAUUAACCGAUCGAAUCCCAUGAGCAAAAUGCAAUCCAUGCCUGAUUUGAGAGCCGAAGUCAAGAUGACAAAAGGUCCCCACCGGAAACUACCUCCACAGACUCCACCAUCGCAACCCAAAAGCACAAGCCCAGUCGCCCGCGAGAGAUCUCAAAGUGCGACUCCUUCGCCAGUGAAAGUGCGGAAUCGUCUUAGUGCCAUGUUAGCUCCAGAAGUGGAGCCCAAACACCCACCGCGCGAAGACAACAGGACAACUAGUCUGUCUUCUGGCUUUAUGUCAUUUUUGCGAAAAUUGAAACCUCACCACGAUAAAAGCCAUAAAGGUGUUGCUGCGGAUAGUUCAAGAUUAUUAUCAUCAUCUGCUGCAACGGCAGCAACAGCAGCAACAACAACAAGAACAAGAACAAGAACAAGAACAAGAACAAGAACUUCUUCUUCUUUCGACAAUACCAGUUCGAAACCAGCAUCUGUCCAGCAACAAGCCAGUAGCUCGAAAAAUAGUACAAGGAGUAGUUCUGCAAAGUUGUUCAAGUUUAACAUUUCAAAAAAGGAAAACCAUUUCACUCCGCCACCUGCGUCUCACCUUGAGAAACCCAUGCUCUCAGCUGCUGCCGGUAGCAGAACCUCAGUGGCCUCAUCUUUCAAACUUGGAUCGCUACCAGACUUUGAGCCCGAGGGAACAGGGAUAUUCGACGACUUGGUGCUCAAUUUCGAUGAUGAGCGUUUCCAGGCCGACUUGAUAUUAAGCGAAUUGGAAUCGGCGAGAACUGGGUUUUCGGCAAGCAAACACGCGUCGGAGCCAUUUUUGAAGGAUGAUGAAUUGACUCAAGCUCAAAUUGUUGAUCAGCAAUUGAAGGAUGAUGCGGCCGAUGAUGUCGAUUUCGCCCCUCCUUUUGCUCCUGGUAUUGCCCACACCACCAACACCACCAACACCACUACCGCUACAACUGGUGCUAGUCUAGCCUCAAAUAGCAAUGGCGAUGAUGCAGGCAACACUGGAAGCAUUUACGUUGAUGAAAACAUUGAGUUUUUGAGACGGAAUACCAUCUGGCCUACGUUGGAUGAACAUGCCUUUAACUUUAACCGCAACUCCACCAGCUCUUUGAAGGGACUCACGGAAAAGAGCCACUCCAUGCAACAGGGUGCUUCCUCUGCAACUACAAGCGUGGCCAACCUUCCCGCACCAGAUGAUCACCAUGAGGAACUAAAGUUUGAUGGACCGUUGUCAUCCUCAUCGCCCUCAUCGGCAAGGAAAAUCACGAACAAUCAUGAUUCACAAGCCGAUGAUCGGGUAAUCAUCACAGUCACCAAUGACGAGUUGGAGUUCAUUCUGAACAAGUUGAAUGACGAAGAAAAGCGCAAGUUGCCAGCCCACCUCAAAUACGUCAAGCAAUUUGUCGAUUAUGACUCAAUGGAAGUGGAGGUUAACGAGUUUGAGGAUUUAGCAGAGGUACCAGCUGCUACUCCCACCAACUCCAACCCUUCAUCAAUUUUGAACCGAAGUAGAGCUAGUGGUCGUGGGGGUGCCGCGCACUCUGUUUCGAAAAGAAUGAACGGAAGAAACGGUGCUGGCAAAAGCAACCUCUGCACCAAUACAAAAGUCAGUUUUGCUAACCAAAUUGUCGUGAAUGAAACUUUUUCAGGAGAAGCGUACAAACGAUACAACAAGAGUGUCACUCAGUACAGUCUAUGUGACAUUAGAGAGAUUAAUAAGAUUAAAAAUGAGGUGAACCACUAUAAAUGCAAUGAGAUGUUGGUGCAUGAAAGUUCUCAAAACAAUACACACUUUUUCUACUGA